This is a messenger RNA of Solenopsis invicta (red fire ant), 1732 nucleotides long. It is a transcript of the gene Fntb, whose product is annotated as protein farnesyltransferase subunit beta. Lineage: Eukaryota; Metazoa; Arthropoda; Insecta; Hymenoptera; Formicidae. The record is from RefSeq and is a predicted model, not a curated record. Gene Ontology annotation, molecular function: protein farnesyltransferase activity. Gene Ontology annotation, cellular component: protein farnesyltransferase complex. The transcript has 7 exons. Gene Ontology annotation, biological process: protein farnesylation. The coding region runs from base 242 to 1453 and encodes 403 amino acids.
AGAGAAGGCAAUCCGUUUCAUGAGAUAAAUACAGAGAGAGGCGCGGUUCUAUAUUUCGUAACACCUUACGGUAAAUUAGAAACUACGAUCUGAGGAGCAACAUGUCGUACUGCGCGGAAAACUGUCCGCUCCACACACUGGUGCCGUCAAAUUAACAAAAUAAAAUAGGUUAUGAAUGUAACCGUAUUAUCGGUUAACAUUGUACAUACAAUAAUACCUAAUAUAUAUACAUUGAAAUAUUAUGUCAGACUUGGAGUUGGAAAUGCAGCCAGGACGAAGGAGUUAUGAGGAAAUAUUAAAGCAGCGGCAGGAUGAAGGAGAUAAUAAAACUGCAACAACAAACGAACAGGCUCGCGUCGAAGAUAUUGUACUCAAAUUUUAUCAAUCCUGCAAAGAAGGGGAACCUGUCUUAUUUAAGCCGAAACACAUUCAGUUCUUGAAAAGAGCAGUCACUAAUUUAAAUUCUACUUAUGAGUGUUUGGACUCCAGUAGACCAUGGCUGUGCUUCUGGAUAUUGCAUUCGCUUGCGAUAUUGGGAGAACGCUUAGAAGAUGAGGAAUAUUCCAACAUAGCAGGCUUUUUGGCCAAAUGUCAAUCCUCAGAGGGUGGUUUCGGGGGAGGUCCAGGACAAUGUUCACAUUUAGCAUCUACAUAUGCCGCAGUGAAUGCGUUAUGCACCAUCGGUACACAAGAGGCAUAUGACGUGAUAGAUAGGAAGAACUUAAAACGAUUCCUAUCGUCCUUACGUGGAGAGGACGGUUCCUUCUGUAUGCACGCGAACGGCGAGGUAGACAUACGUGGAGUUUAUUGUGCCCUCGCCGCUGCUAAAUUGACAAACGUAUAUACUCCGGAUAUGUUCAAAGGCACCGCCGAGUGGAUAGCCAAGUGUCAAACGUGGGAGGGUGGUUUCGGCGGUUGUCCGGGAAUGGAGGCUCACGGCGGAUAUGCGUAUUGUGGUUUGGCAUCGCUCGUAAUGCUUGGAAAAACAGAUCUUUGCCAUUUACCAGAGUUGUUGAGGUGGACGGUAAAUAAACAGAUGCGUAUGGAGGGCGGUUUCCAAGGACGUACGAAUAAAUUAGUGGACGGGUGCUAUUCGUUCUGGCAAGGUGGAACGUUCCCGUUGAUUGCCGCUAUCUUGUCGACACAAGGAAAAACGUUCAACAGUUCCGACCACUGGUUGUUCAACCAAGAGGCCUUACAAGAGUAUAUAUUAAUUUGCUGUCAAAAUCCGCACGGUGGUCUUCUGGAUAAACCAGGAAAAAAUCGUGACAUAUACCAUACGUGUUAUGUUCUCAGUGGAUUAUCAAUUGCGCAAAAUUCACCAGUAAAAUCAAUCAUUGGACGGAAGAUCACGAAUAAGGUGGAGGUGAUCCAUCCCGUUUACAACGUGGAAUAUUCCGCCGCGAAAAAGGCGCAAGAGUAUUUUCCUACUCUACCGAUACCCGCUGAUUGAUUCGUCUUAGCUAUUUAAAAUGUAUCUAUCAUGUUUAUAUGUUUUUCCUAAAAAGAGAAAAAAGAAAAAAAUCCCAAAGAUGGAAUUUAUCUCAAACCGACCAAUAAUGCGCGCAUAAAAAAAGUUGUUUGUAUAUGAAAAUCCAUAAUUGUGAUAUAUAAGAGAACUUAUAAAAUGCCACGUUAACUGACCUUUGAUGCACAUUAUUGAAAAUUACAAGAUUGCCUUUUUCUCCAUCUUGGCUUUAUUUUCCGUUAAUAAAAUUUAUGGAGAAGAUAA